CGUCGCUUGAUGUAGGAUUUUAGCUCCGGAUUUGUUUGCACUCAAAAGCAGUGCAUUUAUAUUUUGUUAUUCACGUUCUAAGAAGCUGUAAAAGAUGACGACAUAUUGGUAUAUUUCUGCUGCCCUUCCAGUCUGUUUGAACAUUGCCAAUGCUAUUGACAUGUUUGGGUUAAGCUACAACUACUUUGACGAGAUGGCACAGAACUAUUGCGCUGCAAAAGGUGAAGGCUGGGUGUUUAGUAUUAGGCGGGAUUGUUUUGGCAUAGCUCCAACAUGCAACAACAUGUGUGCGGCGGCAAAGACCGACAUUCUUAGUGCCAUGGGAAUUCAAGUGACUAAAGCUGGCUGUUUCGAUGGAGUUUUCAUAAUAAAAGAUCACAAACAACUCCUGCCUAACCCAGUAAACUCGCAACCUGUUGCAGGAAGGGCCAGUCUCAUAACUUAUGGUUAUGGUGUUGGCGCGUGUACCUGGGGCCCUAAUCACUGUGGUCCAAACUAUUGAUGUUGCAAAGG
Molecule: messenger RNA, 513 nt
Organism: Dreissena polymorpha
Lineage: Eukaryota; Metazoa; Mollusca; Bivalvia; Myida; Dreissenidae
Exons: 3
Coding region: 95-502 (135 amino acids)
Source: RefSeq, a predicted model, not a curated record